Molecule: messenger RNA, 1242 nt
Organism: Vanessa atalanta (red admiral)
Lineage: Eukaryota; Metazoa; Arthropoda; Insecta; Lepidoptera; Nymphalidae
Exons: 10
Coding region: 1-1242 (413 amino acids)
Biological process (GO): proteolysis
Molecular function (GO): serine-type endopeptidase activity
Source: RefSeq, a predicted model, not a curated record
AUGUUCAUCGUGUAUUUAAAAAACGUUGAAAAAACUACGUUGUUACUUAAUCAGACGCGAAGAAUAUUACGCGGUCAAGAAGUGACAGACACGAGGCCGUACAUGGUCUAUCUUCGCCCUGCGUCCGGCGCUGACCCGAAGCUGAAGGACUCGAACUGGCUGUGCGGCGGUGUGAUCAUCCACUCGCAGUUCAUCCUAACAUCCGCGGCUUGUAUUGAAGACGCUCAACACUUCGUGGUCGUUUCAGGAACGCAUAGGUGGCUCCCGCCGGGGGAUGAGGAUGAAUGUAUUGUAAAUGGAGCAAAGAAAGCAGUUUGGAAAUGUGUGCCAAAAAAUUACGUAUUCGACGGUAAUGAAUUUGAUAAUAUACGUUGGAUGGUAAACGACAUAGCUGUGGUUAAAGUUGAAGAUGAUUUUAACUUUGAAAGACGCAUUCGUGGCUGUGACUUUACACCUAAGCAAAUCGCUUAUAACAAUAAGUCUGAAGAAUUAGAAUCGCCUGGAACUGUCGCUUCUAUCGCUGGAUGGGGAUCCGUCGAUAGCUUCAGCUAUAUGUUCGAUAAUUCGAACAUGAAUUCUCCCAAUCUGCUUGAAACGGAUGUUAUAUUAAUAUCAAAGGCGAAAUGUAAGAAACGCUGGGCGGAACGAUACCAUUUCAUUAUCGACGAGAACAUGGUGUGCGCUAAAGAUGGUGUCGACAUGGAAGCGAUGAGUGUCUUAUGUAAGGAACAAGAAAUCAAUUGCAAAGAACUAAUGUACUCCGAUGAAACUGAAGAUCAAUUUGCAGGGAGACGAUUUAUUUUGGAACCAGAAUCACUACAAGUUCAUGGCGCUAGUCAUUUCAACCAUUUGAGACGAUCGAAACUAGCUUCUGGAGGGUUUUGUGAGAACGACCACGGUGGACCACUUGUGGUCGGUGAUGGAAGAAGUGCCACUGUUAUUGGUGUGAUAUCGGCUUGUAUGACUGCUAAUUUCACACAAAAAUGCUAUGGACCUUUUCUUUACACUAGUGUCUGGCGUAACCGACAUGUUAUUGCUUGUGCUAUUGAUAAAUCUCUUGGAGCAACUUGCAGAAGAUUAUUAAAAACAACGAAAACGCGUUUGGUUGAAACGAAAUUGGAUUGGACGAAUCAUCGUGAUAGAUCAAAUAUUGGAAAAUCGCCUUCAGACCGUAGUAAACAUAUAUCAAGAGUAAAACCUGGAACUGAAAAGAUGCAAACGAGACAAAUGAAACAUAAGUAA